Molecule: messenger RNA, 1500 nt
Organism: Filobasidium floriforme
Lineage: Eukaryota; Fungi; Basidiomycota; Tremellomycetes; Filobasidiales; Filobasidiaceae
Product: kelch repeat protein
Exons: 3
Coding region: 95-1291 (398 amino acids)
Molecular function (GO): protein binding
Source: RefSeq, a predicted model, not a curated record
CCGAGGACGAGCGAACAAGAACAACAACCCAGAUCCCAAGUCACUUUCCAACCCGAUCGUCCAACCGCCCGAAAGAUACUACUAGGCCUACAACAUGCGUCUCGUAUGGAAACAACUCCCUCUGGCUUCUAACAACCCCACCGCCCAGAAAGCCUUGAAACGAUCGUCCAACAAUCUCGCCGUCGUAGGGAACAAGGCGUACGUCUACGGAGGAGAGGCUAAACCGAGGGAACCGGUGGAUGACGAGCUUUGGGUCGUCGACCUGGACACUAAUUCAGAACUUUGGGUACUUGUCUGCCGAACAGCCGGGGAUGUCCAAACAGCUUCAACGAAACUCAGACCGUCCGCCCGGGUCGGAUCAGCCCUCACAGCUUCAGGCCCGAAGUUGUUCCUCUGGGGAGGCAGGGAGUCGAAAGAGAUGACAGCUUGUAACGCCGACCUCUGGGUAUACGAUACCGCCGCUACCGAGGCUGGUUGGGAGUGUCGUACUGUCACCAAUGACAACAAGGAUAAGGACGUCGAGGGCGCGGGCGGCUGCAAGAGUGUUGAAGAGAGGAGUUAUCACGCCAUGGCCGUCUCAGGCGAUAUGCUAUACAUCCACGCCGGGUGUCCUGCCGUAGGCCGAUCCGCCAACCUAGACUCGUUGCCCAUCACCUCGAACUCGACCUCGAUCACGACCUCGUCUCUCGAGUGGAACAACCACCCUACCGCCCCCGGACCCGGUCGAGGAGGUACCGUCCUCUGCCCCCUCAACCUCGACGACAAGGAGGUGCUCGUCCGGUACGGCGGGUUCGCCGGACACGAACUCGGUUCUCAGCUCGACAUCUUCCAUGUCGACAUCGACGAAUGGACCUCGAUCGGGAUGCCGAACAGGGAGGGAGAAGAGGGGCAUCCUUUAGCUCGGAGCGUGCACGCUUUGGUACCCGUCACCUCGCCCGUCCAGAUUGCGGGUGGACAAGGGAAGAAGAUCCUCGCGCUGAUGUUGUUCGGAGAACGAGGACCCGCCCCAGCUCACUUGGGUCACGCCGGUGCAGGACAAUUCCAUCAAGACGCCUGGGCCCUGAUUCGUCGGGACGACCUCGUCUCAAAGGAGAACCCAUUCGGACUCGGGUUCGAAGAGCUUGAACAGACGGGUGAGGGGGAUGCAGAAAAGGUUCCCCUGGCAAGAGGCUGGUUCGCAGCUGGGUGGAGCGAGGUGGAGGGUCAGGGCGGCAAGGUCGUUGUCCAUGGCGGAUUGAACGAUCAGAACGAGAGGUUGGGGGAUUGUUGGGUCGGGCGAAUUGAGGUGUAGGCUUUUCGGCAAGGGCGUGUCGGAUCCAGAAGACGGUGUCUGUCAAACGAAUCAAGAUGAAGAAGAACACGCGAUACCGUAUAGGAUCAUGCCGCAAUAGUACGGUCCUACGGAUCACAUCAGAAUAUGUCGUCAGAUAGCGACAUCCAGACUCGCUCCUCACAGAAGCAAUCCAACAUGCCAGCUUGUUACAGCGACUCGGGCCGUUA